Messenger RNA from Patella vulgata (common limpet), 7786 nucleotides. RefSeq names its product mothers against decapentaplegic homolog 4. Gene Ontology annotation, cellular component: heteromeric SMAD protein complex. The record is from RefSeq and is a predicted model, not a curated record. Gene Ontology annotation, biological process: BMP signaling pathway; cell differentiation; anatomical structure morphogenesis. Gene Ontology annotation, molecular function: DNA-binding transcription factor activity, RNA polymerase II-specific; RNA polymerase II cis-regulatory region sequence-specific DNA binding; I-SMAD binding. Lineage: Eukaryota; Metazoa; Mollusca; Gastropoda; Patellidae. The transcript is spliced from 14 exons. The coding region runs from base 252 to 2024 and encodes 590 amino acids.
UGUUUAUUUUGACUUGGCUCCCGCCACAUAAUGGUGAAAAUCGACGAUUUUUACAUAAUAUUACAAAAUACGGCUUCAAGAUGACUUAAUAAACCAUUCAUAGCUUUGUUUAAACGAAGAUGUGUACAGUAACACAUUGAACAAUAAACAAGACAGUGACAUAUUAAUAACUUGUUAUUUGCUAUCAUCUGAAUAUUGAAGUGUUCAACUGACAUUUUUUAAGUAGCUAGUGAGUGACAGAUCUAUCAACAAUGACAAAUCAAGCUCCCACAUCAGCUGAUGCUUGUCUUAGUAUAGUUCAUAGUCUGAUGUGUCACAGGCAAGGUGGAGAGAGUGAAAGUUUUGGUAAAAGAGCGAUAGAGAGUCUAGUGAAGAAAUUAAAAGAAAAGAGAGAUGAAUUAGACAGUCUUAUUACUGCUAUCACCACUAAUGGGGCUUUACCAUCUAAGUGUGUUACCAUACAAAGAACUUUAGAUGGUAGAUUGCAGGUUGCUGGAAGAAAAGGUUUUCCUCAUGUUAUAUAUGCCAGAAUCUGGAGGUGGCCAGAUUUACAUAAAAAUGAGCUCAAGCAUGUGAAAUUUUGUCAGUAUGCUUUUGAUUUGAAACAAGACAGCGUGUGUGUGAACCCCUAUCACUAUGAAAGAGUUGUGUCCCCUGGUAUAGAUUUGUCUGGAUUGACUUUACAGCAUGCAGGUCCACCUGGCAGGUUAAUAAAAGAUGAGUAUGGGGGUGAGAUACAGAUGGAGAGAAUGGGGGGUGCUAGUGGUGAAACCAGUCAAACUAUACAACACCCCCCUCAGGAAGGGUUCAAUAGAAUGUUGACAGGUCCUGUAUCACCGACUACACAGGCUACAGUACAGCAUCCACAACAGCCACAACAACCAUGUAUCCCAGCACCUGCUUCCAGUAUGGCCAGUUCUGCCUCUGGCCACUCCCACUCAACGGUCCACACCCCUGGAACUAUGACGCACCCUCUCUCCCCACAACCGUUGUCCCCUGCUAGCCAGCCAGGCCUUGAAAUAAGCCGGUCCAGUACUAAUACCUUAUCACAUGGACAUACUCACACACUCCCUCAUGGACACAAUUUGCCUCCACCUCCACAGUCGCAGAUAGAAAACUUUGGCAACCAAAUACCUCAGCCCUCCUCCUCAACAUUAAGUCACUUUCCUAGUAGUUCUGGUACAACAUGGGUGGGGAACAACACCGCUACAUAUACAGCCAAUAUGUCUCAUCAAGCCCAGUUUUGGAACAACAAUCAAAUGCAGACAGAUAUUCAGCAAGUACAACCUCUCACUAAUCAAUUACCUCCAGAGUUUUGGUGUACAAUAACAUAUUUUGAGUUAGAUCAACAAGUAGGAGAGACUUUUAAAGUACCGUACAGUUGUUCUACAGUUACUGUUGAUGGCUACACAGAUCCAUCAAGUAUUGAUCGUUUUUGUCUUGGUCAGCUAUCAAAUGUACAUCGUACUGAAGCUAGUGAAAGAGCAAGAUUACAUAUAGGUAAAGGUGUACAGUUAGAUUAUCGUGGUGAAGGUGAUGUAUGGAUACGUUGUGUUAGUGAUCAUAGUGUAUUUGUACAGAGUUAUUAUCUAGAUAGAGAGGCUGGUAGAGCUCCUGGUGAUGCAGUACAUAAAAUAUAUCCUAGUGCUUAUAUCAAGGUGUUUGAUAUUCGUCAGUGUCAUCGUCAAAUGCAGCAACAAGCAGCAACAGCACAGGCAGCUGCAGCAGCACAAGCGGCGGCUGUUGCUGGCAAUAUACCAGGUCCUGCAUCUGUAGGAGGUAUAGCACCUGCUGUGGGGUUGUCGGCUGCUGCUGGUAUUGGUGUGGAUGAUUUGAGAAGGUUGUGUAUAUUACGACUGAGUUUUGUCAAGGGUUGGGGACCCGAUUAUCCUCGUAAAAGUAUCAAAGAAACACCCUGCUGGAUUGAGGUACAGUUACAUCGCCCGCUGCAGCUAUUAGAUGAAGUACUACAGGCUAUGCCCAUUAAUGACCCAAGACCAAGGCAAGGUUUUUUUCUGGGUUGAUGAUAUCAGUACUAAAAAAAUAACAACGGGUAUAAAACAAAACUAACAAUACGGUAUCCACUUUAUCAUCAUUAUCAGUGAGUGAACAGUCAUAAAAAGUGCUUAUUUAAUUAAAGAACACCAGAUUUGAUUGGACAAAAUGCCAGUCUAAUUAAUGCGGUCAUAUUGAUUUUUAAUUCACCUGUGCUAUAGUGUGAAUAAGUGUUUUCGUCUAGAGCAUAGCAACUUAAAUGUGUAAAGACAAAUCAUUUCUUUUUUUCUUUUUCGUUUUUGUUUUCUCGAAAGAUAAAGUGCAUGUUGGAAUUUUGUUGUUGUUUGAUCUGUACAAUCCAACAAUACUGAUCUGUGAUUUUAAGAGAUCAAGGUCGAUGAAAUAUUCCUUAUUGGUUAAAUGCAGUAUAUAUACAUGAAACGUGAAGAAAGAAGUGCUAACUGAUUAUACAGAUAGAGGGGACUGUCUAUCUGUAUUACGCAGAUCAUACCAAAGAUAGUCACAUAGACAAGAGUGUUUGAAUUUUGCCCCCCAUCAUUUAUCAAAUUGGGGUUUAGGUGUACAUAUAUGUCUCGGUUGAUACAUCUAAGAAUAUUAUGAAAUAUACUACAUAUUCUUUGAGAUGAGAGGAUAAUAUGAAGUUGUGUGAUCAUCAUGGAAUCAUUUAUCAAAUAGUCAUUGUGUCAUAGAUCAAAUCUUCCAUCAAUAUUAAUAACAUGAGUCUCAUUAUCAUUAUCAGGAUAUUACAUCAUUAUAAAUAAUUCACAUUUUCAUUAUCCUAUUAUCAAGUAAAUAAUAAUAUGUUAGUCUAUUGGUCAUCAUUGUUCAUUUGUUAAUAUGUGAUGCCAUAUCUUGAUCUAUAAUAUCAAUUUACAAAAAUCCUCAUCAGGAGAUAAAAACAAACUUGUGCAAACCAGAUGUUUUAUUAAAACUCUACAGAAUUAGUAUAGACUAUGUAAUUUAGUUUGUUUUAAUGUUUAAUUAGGUCCACUAGUAUAUUUGACUAGUCUAUAUUAUUAAUGACUUAUAUUUUCUCAAGAUUCUAUCUUUUAUGACUUGAAAUGUUUUAGAGCCGGUCUCUGUAAUUGUUUUAUUACAUCACAUACAAUGGUUAAUGCAGUCCUUUAUAAUUUGUAUUUGAAAGAAGACACAUUAGGUCACAGUAUGGUGUUUAUUUGUCAACAAAUUUAGCUGUAAACCAGUUUGUUACUUGCUAAUCAUGACACCUAUAUUAGAGUGAUAAAAUAUUUAUCCUAAGGACAUACAGGGUAGAUUGAUAAGUAUAUUACCUGUAACAGUUUAUAAUGUAUUAAAACAUUAUUAUAGUCAGUUGGAUGGUUCAUUUAUAUAACAAUUAGAUCGGGAAUAACAUGCUGGAAUUGAUGCUGAUUCUGUACUCAAAAUAUCAGCCUUAAUAAUGCAGUUCAGAUUAAGAAAAUUGAAAGUAGAAACUUGGCUAUAUUGGUGGAAUUUGGGGCAUGUAGAACAUUGACUUAGAUUGAUUGCAAAGAAUAUUUUAAUAAUAAUUUGAUAAUCCUUCAUUUGUUUUUAUAUACAUGUACGUAUUUGUAAGAAUGGACCGAUUUUAUUAAUGGGAAGGGUAUUGUAUUUUCAGAUACUUAACUGUUCAAAAUGUUUAUUCUCGCAUAAACAUAGUAGACUUACCUUGUUACAUUUAAAUAUUUAGAUUGUGAUAUUGAUUGACACUGUAGGGCGUAGGUACAGUGAAUGUAGGUAUUAAAAAAUCCAUCUAACUGUAUAUAACAGCACUUCUUAUGAACAUACUUUAUAUGCUGACCUUUAUGGAUUAUCUAUGGUAUUUCAAUACAACGACAAUGUAAGAACCUGUUUGAUCUGUUGAUUUGAUAAUAAUUUAGUUAAUAACAGCCAUGUUUUCACCUAAUUCUAAAUUUCAUUAAAGAUAUAUUGUCUGUUUGAAUGUAUGCUAGAAAAUUAAAUCAUGUAUUUUGUACUAAUAUAGUGCCAUUUGGAUUAAAUAUAUACGAAAUGUCCUUUGUUAGCGAAAUAAGAACAGUUUCAGAAUGAUCUCAAAUUAGAGCCACAUGCUGAAAGGUUAAACAAGAAUCACUUUUGAAAAAACUGUUUUCCAUUGACCUGCUUUCAAACGAUUGAUAAAAAAUUGAAAUAUGUUCCCUUGGAAGACAUUUACUGCUGCAUUAUGUAAGAGCUUAAUGUCUUUUGCAUGCUUCAAAUGUAAUAUGAAUUAUUAUUUAUGACAAGCCUAUAAUCAACUCUCUAGAACAUCUGAUGGCAGAGAUUUAAACAGAUUGAAAUACAAUUGCCAUUUAAUGAUUUAAUAUAGAAAUAGAGAAGUGAGGCUGAGUCUAGAUUAACAAGUAACUUUGCUGUGAUAAAAAACAAUCUGCUAUACAUCUUCCAACACCCAUAACUUCACUCAGAAUAAAGUAAUUUUAAUGAAGUUUUCAAUAUAUUCAUUUAUCAUUAUCUAAAUUUGAAAUUUUGUAGCAAGAACGACCAGUUCUUUAUUUUAAUCUUACAUAAUGCAUCUUUAAAAAAGAUAUUGUUAACAUAAACAACAUAAAUGACCCCAAAAUGUUUUAUAGAAAACAAAAGUAUAUUAUAUCCCUUUGUUGCAGUUAGGAGUAAUAUCAACAGUAACUGAUUUGGUUCUUAACCGAUAUGUAAAGAAAACUAGAUUGUACAACAUUUUAUGUAGAAAUAUGCUCAUGAAUCGUGAAAAACAAUAUACCUUUAAGCACUUUUUUUUAAAAAAUGUUAUGAUGCGACGACGCUCGCUAGAAUUAUGAUGAUGAUGAUGUUAUUCUUUUUAGGGCAAAAUUUGUGUCACUACUAUUUUCAGGGGAAAUAAUCAGUGGCACUUAUGUAUGUAUGAAGAGUUUUGGUAUUCUUGUAGCAUAAUGAAGACCAAGUCUGAAGAGCUAAAUGCGCCUUGAGCAUUAACUUUAAUGAAUCUGUGCGCAAUAUAAGAACUCACUAUUAUUAUUAUUGUCCUCUUUUAAGAGUGUUAAAAAUUGCAUAUAUCUUGGAUCUGUUGUUAACAAUUUCAGUUCAAAUUUAGUAAUAUAUUUCUUCAUAAUUGGUCCAUUAGUAUUACAACAUACCGAAAAAGUACUUUCAUUUUACCAUUAUGUUAACUAUCUGUUUCUUGCUUCUAGAUUGUAUUGUUACAGUGUUGUCUUCCAUAAGCUGAUUUAUUCUUCAUUUUUACCAAAGUUUAAGUCACUGAUUAUUGUUAAGAAUUUCCUGUUUCCUUCAUUUUGUUUUUGUUUUUGUUAAUUUAGGUUAUUAUGGAAAUACCAAAACCAAGAUCAAUAUAAAUAUUACAUUAAUUUUCAUAACAUCGAGUUUGAAUUUAAAUGCUCAACAUAGUGUCGUACUGUGUUUUGUGAAUUAAUGUUUUGAUAUAAAAAACGCUUAAAAGUUAAAUAUUGUAAACAUUUAUGGAUAGUUGUUCGUUAUCACAAUCUCGUUGUCUGUGUGUAACUUUACAUUGAUAAUCCCAGAAAUAAUGAAUUAUUAGACCUAGACAGGCAUCCAGCAGUAGGUCUAAAUUCAUUAGUAUAAUGUUAUGAGAGAAGUUGGAGACAGAUGUAAUGACUUGUUUUUGUACACAAAUUACAGGUAUGCAUUAGUUAUUAAUAUACUUUGAAAAUCAAUUUAGAUAGAUAAUACAUAUUAAAGAGGUAUCAGUGCCAUUUAUAAAUAAUUUGAAAUUUUCAAGAGAUGCAGUCAUUUUAAGAUUCAUAGCCUGUUGUGGCUUUCAAGGAGUCAAGUUCAUGCUCAGCGAUAAAUUGUUUGCUUUUAGUAGACCAGUGCUUGGAUUUUCAAUGAUCAGACGAAUUUUAAGGAUAUUGUGAAUAUUAUGCUGUUAUAGAUAAAAUCUUUUCUUCUUGUUGAUAGUGAUAAGGCCUCUUUAGAAGUGCUAACUGCCAAAGAGUAGAGUGACAUGUUAUGUAUUUUUUGUAAGUGAUAAUUAAUACCAUUAUGCCAUUUAUGUAGAUUUUAAUAUAAAAUAUGUAGGUCUUUGUGUUGGUUGUUUAUCAUUCUUGUUUGUAGCUUGCAUUAGGACUUUAAAUAAAACUGUAUUAGUGACAAUACAUUAAGAUAAUGGUGUGAUUCACAUAUCUUAUUAAUAUCAACUGUAGUAGAAAUUGUAUAAUAUAUUCAUGAUAAGAAAGGAAAUAUGUCAUAAACCUAUUAUUAAAUAAUAACUUAUAGAACAUCAAUGUACCGUCCAUACUGGUCAAAUGCUUUUUAACACAGAAGGGUGAUGUUAUCUUUAAAAAUAUGCUAUAGCUUUGAUUGAUUGAGAAUUCUGAACAAAAGUUUGUGACAUCAAUUUAAAAAAAACCUCACAUCAUCUAUGGUUGAAAAAUUAAUAAAUUAUUUAUUUAUAGGUGAAUUGUUCGGUUUGAUUAUUUAAUUAAACAUUAAUUAUGUAUUCAGUUAAAUGAAAACACUGUUAAAGAUUUAUUUGAAGAUGAUGGUAAAUAUUAUUUGUUUAAAUGUAAGUUAUGAUGUAUGUAUACAUAUAUGUAAGUUUUGAGUAGAAAGUUUGUUACUUCUACUGAAAGAAAUAUGAAGUAUUUAAAUGUAGUCAAGCAUAUGAUCAAAUUGUUAUGAUUUACUAUAAUUUUAUAUAAAUGUUAUGUAAGUUUUUUUCAAGUGUACAUUUUGUUAUAACUUCUAAAGUUUACCAAUUUUAUCAAUUUUGUCCAAACCCAUGCAUCACAGUGCUUGUAUUUAAAACAUUUUAUAAACUUUUUAGAAUUGUAUUUCAUAAAAUUAAUUUGCUAAAGUUAACCAGAGAAUUAUUUGAGACUAGACAAUGUAAAGAUACCUUGGUGGGGAGUAGAUCUAAAAGGAACAUUUUACUAAGCAUUUAUUUUACAAAAGAUAAUUUAGAAUUUGUUUCUUUUAGGAAUCAAUAUAUGAUAGAAUAAUUUGUUACAAUAUCAGAUUCAGGAGCUUGUCAUUUUAGAAAAAAUGUAUGAAUGCACAUUAAAUUUGUGAUAUUCCUGUAUUAAUCUGCUGAUCAUUUAUACGAGUUUAAUAUAGCAUCAAUUGCUAAACAAUAAUUCAUGUGUUUAUAUUUAUUCAUACAUGCAUUAACAUUAGCAUGAAAAAAGUGGAAAAUAUUUGUCCAUUAUAAAUAUAUAACAUUAAAGUCUUUAUGUUAAAUUUAAAGAAGGAAAAUGAUUAUUGGUGUGUGGCACAUCAAGGAUUUAAUUUUAAUAUAGGUAAUGAUGUCCAGUCCUUCAGAGAAUCCUGAAUACAAAUGUUAGACCAUAUAUGUGACCCGCUCCCACGAUUUAGAAACAUCGUCUCAUAGACAGCCGCAUGUGUGAUUUGCAUUGCAUUUGAACAUGCUUUCUUAUCUAGUAAAUUAUUGUAUGCAGAAUAGCUCAGGAAUAAGAUCCUGGUAAUAUGCUGUAUAAAUGGAGACUUUUAUCAGGUAUUAAGUGUAUUAUUCUGAAUAAUAACAUAACGAUUAUUAAGAACAUUCUGCCAUAUACUAUAGUAGGAAACACACAUUUUAAUAGAAAAUGGCUCUUUACACCAAAUAAAACUCCAUUGGCAGAUUUGUUUCAGUGUAAAAAUUGUGGACAGGUAUUCUUUUUUUGUUUCAGAAUGUUUGAAUGUGUCAAACAUUUUGAUUGGAUUAUUUUGUCUAGAUAUUUGUUAUGGAUCUUGUGUAUUGGAUAUAUCCUAAAUAUAUAUAUAUAUGUACUAUUAAUAUAUACACAUAAAUAUAUUGUAAUCAUAA